AUGUCAACAGCCUCUGCAGAGAUGCCAGAUGGCGAAGAAAGCCAUCUGACAGUAGAUGGGUUCUGGGAUAUGGCUAAUGAGGUUUUGUACAGCAAAGUGUACUUUGAUCCGAAUACCGGGGAGUAUGUCACGAUAAGGCCGGACAGUUGCUCGUCGGACGAGAUGAACAUGAUCAUUGUUUCGUACAUCUCGUUGUGUACCACGCAUUCCGAGGAAAUCGGCUCUUUGUUUGAAGGAGGAGUUGACUCAUUUCAUUACAGUGCAGCAAAGCUGUUGAUAGACUGCUCGUACUACCAAGAGAAUCUUGGCUUUUGCAUCAGGAAGCUACUCUCGUUGCUGAACUACAUAGCCCAGAGCGCUUUGACUUUGGCCGAGGGAAUAGAAUACGAUAAGGGAGUGGGACACGAGAUUGAGAUCAAAGAGACAUUAAACAUGAACCAGCGAAUGGUGCGGACGAUAGGCUGGAUCCUGUACAUCAACUACACCGCCAACAACAGCAUAAUGACGGUACUGGAAGAAUUCCAGGGGUUCAUAACGAUAUGUGAGACAUUGACCUGCUACUGCAAGUUGAAGGAGAAACUCAAGGAUCUGCCUGAAUACAGUGACGCGAUCAAGAAUCCAUACUAUAGCACAUACUCCAACUUCCUGGAGUUGCUCUAUGAAAUCUGCAAGAACUCGACCAUAAGCUCGGAAGAUUUGGCAGCAGUGGACAUUUGUUUUCUGGAGUUUUUGUUCAAGUCGCUGACUAUUUCGACGAGAGACGAAGACGAAUUGAACUUUCUGAAAUUUAAGCUGCUGCUGGUAAUGAAUGAACAGUAUAUGGUUUCUUUUUACAGUUCAGAAGAGGCGGAGAGGAUUCCCAACAAAGCAUUCAAUGCGAUGAUAGAGGGAACGAACUUCCGGAACUUUAGUGAGUGUCUCAUGCUCAAUUUCAACAGGGAGAAGGACCAUAUAAUACAGAUACUCAUGCUGAAGGUGCUUUACAUGGUAUUCACCACAUCGUCCACAUGCCAAUGGUUCUACCUGAACGACCUGAAGGUUCUGGUAGACAUUUUUCUUAGGGAACUGAACGAUUUGUCGUUGGUCGAGGACGAGGCCUUGAUCAACACAUACUUGAGGGUGAUCUACCCUAUGCUGAUGUUCUCUGUUUUGAAAAGCGAGAGCUACAAGAAGGAGAGCUUGGUGGAAGUAAUGAGGUACUUGAACAGUGCUGAAGAGAGUGCUGAAUCUACGAAGAGACUUUCCGGAAGAUGUCUGGAGUUGCGAGCUCUGAAGUUUGCUGAUGAGGGGGAUCUCCUUAGAAAAAGCUUCAGUUCGGUUUCUUCUUCGAACUCGGGGAUGGAUAUGCCUGAUUCGCCGCAGGUGGCAGCCAGCAUGGGAUAUCACAAUGCCACCAUGCUGAACGAUAGAGACGAUGCGAUUUCCAUCACAUCCAACUCAUCCAACGGCAGUUCUACUAAGCCUCGCAAAAGAGCCCCUCCUCCCCCAUUACCCCGCAAGAUGCUGGGUUCCCGGAAUUCUUCAUCUUCUGACGUUGCCCUUGCAAGAACUGGCAGAAGAGUUGACUGA
Kuraishia capsulata CBS 1993 is the source of this 1569-nucleotide messenger RNA. RefSeq lists its product as uncharacterized. Gene Ontology annotation, biological process: actin cortical patch localization; endocytosis; actin cortical patch assembly. Bases 1 to 1569 code for a protein of 522 amino acids. Gene Ontology annotation, cellular component: actin cortical patch. Lineage: Eukaryota; Fungi; Ascomycota; Pichiomycetes; Pichiales; Pichiaceae. Gene Ontology annotation, molecular function: Arp2/3 complex binding. The record is from RefSeq and is a predicted model, not a curated record. The transcript has a single exon.